This is a messenger RNA of Arabis nemorensis, 489 nucleotides long. NCBI's taxonomy places the organism in Eukaryota, Viridiplantae, Streptophyta, Magnoliopsida, Brassicales, Brassicaceae. The record is from the annotation of a GenBank genome assembly.
AUGAGUGAUGUAAUGUUCAAGGGACCAUGCAAAGGUAAUAUCAUCUUCUUCAUCAAAGGAACCUUACUGGCUCCUAUGGCUGCCAACGAAAUCAAAAAAGACUCUUGGAUAAAUUUCCGGUACGUUGAUAAUCUCGUCGUCUCCGGUGGUGGUACAAUCGACGGCCAAGGAAGUCGAUCUUGGUCCUUCCGUCACUGCGAAACUAAUACAGAUAAUAGAGUACUACCAGCGAACAUGGGAUUUGAUUUCGUGAGAAACUCGAGAAUUACGAGCCUAAAAUCAGUCAACAGCAAAGCGGGACACUUGAACUUCUUCGCCGUCGAUCACUUCAACAUCACUGGAGUCAACAUAGCAGCUCCCGGAAACAGCCCCAACACCGACGGAAUCAAGAUUGGUUCUUCCAGCAACAUGAAGAUAUGGAACAGUCACAUCGGCACCGGAGACGAUUGUAUUGCAAUCCUCUCCAGGAACACUAAUUUCGAUAUCUAA